UUCUUCCAAGCUAGAGACAUUAAUCUGUCCAUAAUAUCAAAUAUUUUGGUGGGUUAACUUGGAUCCAGUUUCAUGGUCAAAUCCUGCUUCAUCUAUUGGGAGGAGGGCAUGGCUACUUCUGAUCAAACACUUGUUUGUGUGAAACAAGUGAAGCAAGAGGUGGCGGAUGAGUGGGAUGAGAGCAUGCCAUUACCAGGGGACGUCAUUGAAGGAUUUUCUGAGCGCGAGGCUGAUGAUGAUUCCUUUUUACCGGUCAAGGCCAGUUCAGAGUUUAGUUCUCAGCUUGGAAAGAUUAACCCCCGUGGGGAACUCAUAUGGAUACAGGUUAGAAGAGGUGAUAGCUUGAUGAAACUUCAAGUCCGCAUUGUGCAGCAGAAGGGUUCCAUACUUCAAAGGAAGUAUACUAUCCAAGCUGCAACGGAUCACAGACAUGUAGCGGAUUUAGGGGAUCUGACAUUAGAGCGGUGCAAUGAACUGCAGGAAAUGAGCAUGAGAGUGAACAAGCGAAGGAGAGAAUUCCGCAGAAGUGGGAUCAAAUAUAACUGGAAGAUGAAAAUAGGCACCUAUCUGCCUGACCAAUGUUGUUCAGUAAUAAGCUCCAUUCUAUUUAUGCCCCUAAUUAGUGAGUACUGCAUCGAUACUACCACAGCUAGGUGCAUGGCAUGGUUUAGUGCAGCAGUUUCCUCUGGGGUCCCUCUUGUUUUUGUCAAUAUCCAAACAGAACAAAUUCCCUCCACGGAGGAGACUCAUUUCUUGAAAAGGGAAAUAGCUACUAGCAAGCAAAAAAUCAACAAUGCUAACCAAAUAAUGCAUGGUAUAAGGUUGUGGUUUUUGCCUGGACUAGCAGAAAUUUCAGUUGUGUUAAUCCCUCAACCUGGCGAAGCUCGCUUUGGCAUGGAAAUUAAACGAACUGAAGAGGGCUUUGUGUACAUAUAUUCAGUGAUGAGGGGUUCACCAGCUGAUCGUGCUGGGGUGAGAGAAAUGUAUGAAGAGUCAAGUGCAAAUAGGUUCCUUCUGGUGAUAUCAAGGUUGCAAUGCAAGAGCAUAAUGCCAACGAGUGCUUGUUCUGCUGGCCUUGUGCAUUGUUGUGACCAAUCUGAAAUGAAGGACAUUCUCACUUCAGCUAUAGACCAAUAUGAGACAAUUCAGGUGCAUGUCAUGGCCUGGCCGAACCAAACUCGUCCCUCUCCAAUUCCUGAUGUUGGUUGUUUAGCGGCCCUGCUACAUCCAAAAAGCGAUUCAUCAUUAUGAUUCGUGACCUUACAGCAAACAAGUACAAUUAGACACUGUCUCUAUCUCAAAAUCAGAGUUAUGAACCUGAAUCUUAAAAUUAAAAUUCAUUCUUUGUGCCAUCAACUCUAUGCAAUGUUUCAUUUCUGACAUAUUUGAAUUUGUUUAA
This is a messenger RNA of Glycine soja, 1399 nucleotides long. RefSeq lists its product as uncharacterized. NCBI's taxonomy places the organism in Eukaryota, Viridiplantae, Streptophyta, Magnoliopsida, Fabales, Fabaceae. The coding region runs from base 73 to 1251 and encodes 392 amino acids. The transcript is spliced from 4 exons. Gene Ontology annotation, molecular function: protein binding. The record is from RefSeq and is a predicted model, not a curated record.